This is a messenger RNA of Brachypodium distachyon (stiff brome), 1428 nucleotides long. RefSeq names its product DNA-(apurinic or apyrimidinic site) lyase, chloroplastic-like. Lineage: Eukaryota; Viridiplantae; Streptophyta; Magnoliopsida; Poales; Poaceae. Gene Ontology annotation, biological process: base-excision repair. The record is from RefSeq and is a predicted model, not a curated record. Gene Ontology annotation, cellular component: nucleus. Gene Ontology annotation, molecular function: double-stranded DNA 3'-5' DNA exonuclease activity; endonuclease activity; DNA binding.
AAGCCCAGGACAGUGGACACCAACAACACAGGCCCCUUGUACUCGGGAAGUUACCGACUCGCAGGGCUGGCGAGUCUUAUAUAAGUGGGAUUAGUGGAAAGGAGUUAAACCCGGCCGUGUUUCAGGCUCCCUGCAAAUCCGGCGGCGUCAUCUGCGCUAAACCCUCUUCUGGAUCUUCCCAUCUUCUCUUCGAUCGUACGCGCAUCUUCCUCCCUCCUCGCUUUCUGGAAUCAGGCAAACAUGUCCAGCAAGCAGAGUGAGCCCUGGACCCGACUUGCCCACAGUAAGAAAUUACCAGGAUGGGUCGCAUACAAUCCAAGGACCAUGAGGCCUCCGCCACUGAGCGACGACACCAAGCAUAUGAAAAUUCUAUCCUGGAAUGUUAAUGGACUGAGAACUAUGGUAGGGUCAGGGCAGUUUUCUGCGGUUGAAUUGGCUCAGAGGGAGAAUUUUGAUGUAUUGUGCCUUCAGGAGACACAUCUGAAGGAGGGUGAUGUCAAUGAUUUCAAGAAUCUGAUACCAGGCUACGACCAUUGCUAUUGGUCAUGCAGUGUCGCAAGGCUUGAUUAUUCAGGGACUGGAGUAAUUUCACGGGUAAAACCAAUCUCUGUCCAAUACGGAAUUGGAAAAGCAGAAAAUGAUCAGGAGGGCAGGGUUAUUACUUUGGAGUUUGAUUAUUUCUACUUGGUGAAUGCCUAUGUCCCAAAUUCUGGCCGUGGUUUACGUAGACUGAUUUACAGGGUUGAUGAUUGGGAUCCAUGUUUCAGUGACUAUAUAGAAAAACUGGAACUUUCCAAACCAGUAAUUGUUGCUGGUGAUCUUAACUGUGCUCGUCAGAGUAUUGACAUUCACAAUCCUCCAGCAAAAACGGAAGAUGCAGGUUUCACCGUUGAAGAGAGGGAAUCAUUUGAGAUAAACUUUUCUAUGAGAGGUUACGUUGAUACCUUCAGAAAGCAGCAUCCCAAUGCUGUGGGCUACACUUUCUGGGGUGAAAACCAGCGGCGUACCAAUAAAGGGUGGCGAUUAGAUUACUUCCUUGCGUCAGAACACAUCAGUGACAGGGUUCAUGAUUCGUACAUUCUUCCGGAUGUGACAUCCAGCGACCACAGUCCAAUUGGCCUUGUACUAAAGCUGUAGGCACCGAGAGAUUCUCUCUCUCUCAAGUUGCUAUAAUGCUUCAUCAGGCUGAGAAGAUCCAAAGUGGGGUAGAGAUAGUUUGCAUAGUCAUUUGUCCGUGAAUUUGGGCUUGCAGGAUAUCAAUCUAGAGUAAUCUGUCAAAUAUGAAUGUUCUUUUCCGUAUCUGUUAUCCCAUGCGGGGUUAAGCACUCCCUGGUCCGACUGUCGUCAGCUACAAGUAUUUUUGCAUUCUUGAAUUGAAUAUUGAAUAUACGCCUUGAAUAUAUGGUCCUAUGUGCUAAUUCCAAGCCA